Messenger RNA from Cuscuta epithymum, 1689 nucleotides. NCBI's taxonomy places the organism in Eukaryota, Viridiplantae, Streptophyta, Magnoliopsida, Solanales, Convolvulaceae. The record is from the annotation of a GenBank genome assembly.
CGGGAAUCUUCCAAAACCCAAUCAAAGAAGUGCGAAGCCUCUUCCCUCAGUUUUCUACAAACUUUUCCUUCCUCCUCUAUAACUCUACCUGUCUACCAUCGAUGAAGCUGUCUGCUUCUUCCCCCGACUAACCCUACCGGUGAAGCUGCUUCUCUCUCUCUCUCUGAUUAACAUUGGGUUGAAGAAUGGAAAAUGUCAACCUAAUUGUAGAUGGGUUGGAUUACAUCUAUAAUGAUGUUCCAACGGGCUAUGUGAGUGAUAUGGAAGAUGAUAAUGAAGGUGAGCUACAAGAAGUCAGUGAUGAUGAAGAAUUUGAGCUGAAUGAAAUCUUCACAGAAGGUAAUGAAUUACUCCAUAAUAGGAACAAUUAUGGUGCAGAAAGUGACGAGAUACAUUUCAGAUUAGGAAUGACAUUUGGUAAUGCAAAAGAAGCUAGAAGUGCUAUAGCUAACUAUUCUAUUGCAAAGGGGGUUCAACUUAAAAUUGACCCAAAGGAACCUCAAAGAAUUAGGGCGAGAUGUAUGAAUGAAGUAAAUUGUCCAUUCAAUCUAUAUAUAUCUAAAGAUGGGAAAAAUCCCGAUUUAGCUGUGAAGACAUUGGUGAAUGAACAUAAGUGCUAUAGGCAUUAUUCCUUAUCUAUUGCUUCUGCAAGCUGGCUAGCCAAGUAUUUUAAGGAUAGAAUUUAUCAAUGCCCGAAGUAUACUGCUAAGAUGAUGAAACAUGAUGCUGAAAAGGAGUUGAAGAUCAAUGCUGAAAAGGAGUUGAAGAUCAAUGCCCAAAGUAUACUGCUAUUGACAAAUGUAAAAGGGCUAAAAGACUUGUUAUUCAAGAGUUGGAUGGGUCAUUUAAAGUAGAAUUUAGCUACCUCGCAGCUUAUGCUGAUUCACUUAAAAGAAGUAAUCUGGGCACAAAGGUUGAGAUUGAUUUGGAUAAAGAAGCUUUGAAAGAUGGAAGAAGAGUGUUUAGAAGGAUGUUUAUAUGCUUUGAAUCUUGCAAAAGGAAUUGGUUGAAUGGAUGUAGACCUUUAAUAGGACUUGAUGGGUGUUUCUUAAAAGGAGUUACUAAAGGUCAACUAACGGCCGUUGGUGUUGAUGGCAAUGACCAGAUGGUCCCAAUAGCUUGGGCAGUAGUGGAUAAAGAAAAUAAAAAUAAUUGGAAGCGGUUUUUAUGUUGGCUAGCACAAGAGCUUGAUUUGGAAGAUGGUUCAAGAUUGACAUUGGUCUCAGAUAUGCAGAAGGGUACAUCUCUAAAGUGAAGAAAUUGGCAACAGUAACUAUUCGAUUACGUCAUUAUGAAAGCCUCAAUCAUAGGAUGCGAUGUUACUUUUUCUUCUUUCUCACCUAAAUCGGAGUCGGAGAAUGGUUGGAGAGAGGGCGUGAAGGCGUAAACAACCGGGCAGCCGGGGCAGGUGUGUAACGUGGCCAGUAGAACAGCGUGCCAGCGUGGACAUGACUAGUCAAUAGUAGACCAGCAUGUGUGGGAUGCCGUAAACAAAUCAUUAGACCAUCAUUAGUAUAUCAGCAAUCAAAUUGGACCAAAUUUAGCAACACGAGUACUAUAUUUUGUCUUCAAUGGAGAGCCGACUGAAAAUUUUGAACAGUACAAUUUUGUAUUCUAAUGAUACAUAUGAAUAAAAAAAUCAAUAUAAUCAAAUACCAUAAUCCAUUGUGGAUAAGCUUGCGUUGUUCC